Rasamsonia emersonii CBS 393.64 is the source of this 2289-nucleotide messenger RNA. RefSeq lists its product as uncharacterized. Gene Ontology annotation, biological process: poly(A)+ mRNA export from nucleus; post-transcriptional tethering of RNA polymerase II gene DNA at nuclear periphery; transcription elongation by RNA polymerase II. The transcript is spliced from 3 exons. Bases 1 to 2289 code for a protein of 762 amino acids. Gene Ontology annotation, molecular function: RNA binding; double-stranded DNA binding. Lineage: Eukaryota; Fungi; Ascomycota; Eurotiomycetes; Eurotiales; Trichocomaceae. The record is from RefSeq and is a predicted model, not a curated record. Gene Ontology annotation, cellular component: transcription export complex 2.
AUGUGGUGGAGGUGGAGACCUCGUGCUCGGCGGGCAGGAAGGGCAGGCGGUGAGGCAGCUGCCGGCAGAACCCAUCGACGCUACUGGCCCGCCUCGAAAAGCUCAGUGAAUACGAGGCAAAACAGUGCAAUUGACAGUCGCAACCAGAGACGUUCCAGUUCCGACUCUUUAUCUCUCGAAUCCAGCCUUGAUGCAAUUUUCCACCAGAGCUCCGUUGAUCUAGUUGAAUUCGACGCUGGCUGGCCCGACGUCGACAAUCUUCAAUCAACAUGCACCGAUCUGGCCCAGCACUUUAUUCUUCAUAAUUUUCGUCCACAAGACCACCGUCCAAAGCAUUUUGACCGUAUUCAACAAGAUCUCUCGCAGCUGGAUAUCUGCGUUGGUCCGUCCGAGUCGAAUUUUCCUCCCUGUGCGAAAUCAGCCAUGGCAACUCCCGUGUUGGACCGUUUCCUCACCAGCCUAGCAGAGCUGGUCUCGACUCGAGAUGGCGAGAAGUUACAAGACUUCCUGCAGAUUGAGCCGCCAUUGCCGGAUAUCUACGGACAGAUGGUGGUGGAAUUGAGGACGAGAUACCCCAACGGAGAAGGCGACGCGGAAUUGUUGAAACGGUGUGAAGCCUUAGUACCCAAGACCAAGGGAGGAACAUCGUGGACUGCGUUCCCUGUGUUUAUGAAGCUCUAUUUUGCAUUCCUGCGCGAUGUCAAUGUCGAAAAUCUCCUCGAGACAUAUGAUCGUUUGAGGGCGUUGUUGAAUCAAUGUGUGUUGGCUCUCGGCGACAGUCAGAUGGGUGUAAUCGUGCUGCCUACAGUUCUCUAUCUCUCCAAAGUCCUUGCCAAAUUAGCCAUGGGCCUGGACCGGCGGCCAGAGCUGAUAGCGCACCUCUUGCAACAAGAAGGACGUUCUGAUAAGGAUGAAGCCGUGGAAAAAGUCACCCUGGUCGAGCAAUCGGCCAACGUCGUGCGCGAGGCAUUCAUCAAAUGUUUGACCGACAGGACCGGCGCACCUGGUGUGACUGGAAAGCCAGAAGGAAAGCGCGUCGGCAUUUACUUGAUGGCCAAUUUGUGUUUAAAGCUAUUGUUUCAGUGUGGCAAGCUCCGAAAUGCUGAGCAGAUGUUCGCUAGUAUCAGCGCGCAGUCCCCUCCGUUGGAUUACUUUCCGGCUUCCCAACGGGUGACUUAUCUGUACUAUCUGGGAAGAUAUCUCUUCUUCAACAACCUCUUCUAUCCAGCUCAGAUUGCGCUGCAGGCAGCCUACGACCAAUGUCAUCGCCAGGCAACUAAACAAAAGCACCUGAUCUUGAUCUACCUCAUCACAUGCAACAUCAUCAUGGGCCGUUUCCCUUCUCCAAUGCUGCUUCAAAAGCCCGAAGCCCAGGGUCUCGCGGAAAGAUUCGUCCCUCUAUGUCGCAUUAUUAUUUCCGGGGACUAUCUCGCUUUCCGGGAGCACUUGGCUGUGGGCUCUCCCACGGCAGAAUGGUUUGCACGGAAAGGUAUUUUGUUUCAGCUGCGCCAUCGAUGCGAGAUCCUGGUGUGGCGAUCACUCACUCGCAAGGUGUUCAUUUACGGCGGCUUCCAAGCAGAUCUGAAUCCACAGGUUCAGCGGGGACCACCUCCAUUCCUUUAUCUGAGCAAACUGGAAGCGGCUGUGAGGUUUAUUCAGAGGCGUCACUCUCAACCUACGCUUUUGAAACCCGGGGCAACGGACGCAGAUUCCAAGCAUGGAUAUGGAUCCGCUACCGUCGACCUUCCUCCGGACAGUGAUUUUGAAGGACUGAAUGGAUUCAUUCCUGAAUCACAUACGGAACCUAAUAUUGACGAUUACAUCACGCCCGAUGGAUACUUUGACGCUGAAGGUGAAUGGCGGGAGAACCCAACUGGCGCGCUAAUUGAUGGGGAACCAGACCAAGAGUCCAGUGAACAAUUAGAAGAAUUGAACCCGUACAAUAGGGCUCACAGAGAUGUCGACUCAAAUGAAGAACAGCCCUCAGAACUCGUGCGAGAGCUCGAGUCCAUUCUUGCUUCCCUUCUGAAUCAAGGCCUCAUGCGUGGUUACCUUACCCACAAGAACCCGCGAUUUGCCAUCCCAGGCGCACGACACCGGGGGGCUCUACCGACAGGGUUUCCGAAUGUUUGGCAAACAAUUCACACUCGAGAGAUGGAAGAAGGGGAAGACGUGCCAGGAUGGGUCCGUCCGCCUUCACCAUCCGCAUUGGCAAGAAAUCCAUUUCAGGGAGCGGGAGGAGGUCGAGUUGUCAAUUUGAAGGGCGCAAAGCCCGUCGGAGUGCAAUGA